Molecule: messenger RNA, 2748 nt
Organism: Lactuca virosa
Lineage: Eukaryota; Viridiplantae; Streptophyta; Magnoliopsida; Asterales; Asteraceae
Source: the annotation of a GenBank genome assembly
AUGGCGUCGAAAUUUUGGAGUAAUCAGGGAGAUAGUGACACUGAAGAUGAAGUUACUGAUUCAGAACAGGAUGAUGUUAACGAGGGGCAAGAAGCUGCUAUCAGUGCCCCUGGCGCUAACAAAUAUCUUGACAAUAGUGAUAGUGAUAGUGAAGACGGAGAUAGUCAUAAGCGUGUUAUCAAAUCUGCAAAGGACAAACGGUUUGAGGAGUUGUCUGCAACUAUUGAUCAGAUGAAGAAUGCAAUGAAGAUUAACGACUGGGUGAGUCUUCAAGAGAGCUUCGACAAGAUCAACAGGCAGCUAGAAAAAGUCAUGAGAGUUACAGAAUCUGAUAAGGUCCCUAACAACUAUGUCAAAGCUUUAGUCAUGUUAGAAGACUUCUUGAAUCAAGCCAUGGCUAACAAGGAGGCAAAGAAGAAGAUGAGUAGUAGCAACGCCAAGGCUUUGAAUUCAAUGAAGCAGAAACUUAAGAAGAACAAUAAGCAGUAUGAGGAGUUGAUUAAUAAGUGUAGAGAGACACCCGAAAGCUUUGAAGAUCAAGAGGAUGUAGAAGAUGUGUCUGAGGAAGAAGAUGAAGAUGAAUCCGGUUCUGAGAUUGAUGACCCAACAAAUGCAGAAUCAGAAUCAGAAUCUGGGGACGAUGAAGAUGAAGAAGAGGAAGAAGAUGAACCUGGUUGGGAGAAAAAGAUGAAUAAGAAAGAUAAGUUAAUGGAGAAACAGUUCAAAGAUCCAAACCAAGUCACUUGGGAUACAGUCAACAAAAAGUUUAAAGAAAUCGUUGCAGCUCGUGGAAGAAAAGGAACAGGAAGACUCGAACUUGUUGAGCAGUUGACUUUCUUGACCAGGGUAGCUAAAACCCCUGCACAAAAGCUUGAAAUCCUAUUCAGUGUUGUAUCUGCACAAUUCGAUGUCAACCCAGGUUUGAGUGGACACAUGCCAAUAAAUGUAUGGAAGAAAUGUGUCCAAAAUCUUCUAGUAAACCUCGAUAUUCUAGCUCAAUAUCCAAACAUUCUAGUUGAUGAUUCAGUUGAACCUGAAGAAAACGAGACCCAAAAAGGAACAGACUUUGAUGGGACUAUUCGUAUAUGGGGUAACCUUGCAGCCUUUCUUGAAAAAGUAGAUGUUGAAUUCUUUAAAAGCUUACAAUGCAUUGAUCCACAUACACGUGAGUAUGUUGAAAGACUCCAAGAUGAGCCUUUGUUUUUUGUUCUUGCUCAAAACAUUGGUGAGUAUUUAGAACGUGUUGGGGAUCACAAAGCUUCAGCUAAAGUAGGAUUAAGAGUUGUUGAACUUGUUUAUUACAAACCACAAGAAGUAUAUGAUGCUAUGCGAAAACUCUCCGAACAAGAUUUAGAGAAUGAAGAACCAAAAGCUAUGGGUCAGGGUCCAAUUUCAUUUGUGAGAACUCCUGAAAUUGUGUCAAGAAAGCCGAGUUUUCCUGAAAGUAGUAGGGAAUUGAUGGAUUCAUGUGUUUCUCAUAUUUAUAAACAUGGAGAUGAAAGGACGAAAGCGCGUGCGAUGUUAUGUGAUAUUUACCAUCAUGCCAUUUUGGAUGAGUUUUCAAUUGCAAGAGAUUUGUUGCUUAUGAGUCACUUGCAGGAUAAUGUUCAACACAUGGAUAUUUCAACUCAGAUAUUGUUUAAUAGAUCCAUGGCUCAACUUGGGCUUUGUGCAUUUAGAGCUGGACUUAUUGCUGAAGGGCAUGGAUGUCUUUCUGAAUUGUACUCUGGUGGGAGAGUCAAAGAAUUGCUUGCUCAAGGUGUCUCUCAAAGUCGCUAUCAUGAGAAGACUCCUGAACAGGAACGUCUUGAAAGGAGAAGACAGAUGCCAUACCACAUGCACAUCAACCUGGAGCUUCUAGAAGCCGUGCACUUAAUCUGCGCGAUGCUUCUAGAAGUCCCAAACAUGGCGGCCAACACCCACGACGCCCGCCGGAAAGUCAUAAGCAAAACCCUCCGCCGCCUGCUGGAAGUCAGCGAGCGGCAGACAUUCACCGGACCACCAGAAAACGUGCGGGACCACGUCAUGGCAGCCACACGGGCCCUCACAAAAGGCGACUUCCAAAAAUCAUUUGAUGUCAUCAACUCCCUUGAUGUCUGGCGGCUCCUUAAAAACCGCAAAAACGUUCUAGAAAUGUUACAAGACAAAAUCAAAGAAGAAGCUUUACGGACGUAUCUUUUCACCUACUCUUCGUGUUAUGAAACCCUAAAACUUGACCAGCUAUCGGAGAUGUUUGACCUUUCGAGUGGUCAAACUCGUUGUACAGUCAGCAAAAUGAUGAUUAACGAUGAGCUGCGUGCCAGCUGGGAUCAGCCGAGUGAGUGUAUUGUGUUCCAUGAGGUGGAUCAUAGUAGGGUUCAGGGUUUGGCGUUUCAGUUUAUUGAGAAGGUGGCGGUGUUGGCGGAGAGUAACGAGAGGGCGGUGGAGGUGAGGUUGGGUGGCGGUGGGUUGGAGGGUUUGCCGGCGAGGAGGCGGGAGGGGCAGGACUAUGUGGCGGUUGCUGGUGGUGCUAAGUGGGAAGGGAAUGUGGGGUAUGGUGGAAGGGCGGGGUAUGGCGGUGGUGGGAGGGUGUUUGGGCCGGGACAGGGGUAUCAAAGGAAUCAAUCGAGAGGUGGGAGUGGGUAUCAGGGGUCAAGGUAUAAUGAUGGUGGUUAUGGUGGGGGAGGGGGGCGCAGUUCGGUGGUUAGAGGUGGUCAGAUGGAUGGGUCUACUCGUAUGGUGAGUCUGAAUAGGGGCAUUCGUGCUUAA